Messenger RNA from Linum trigynum, 1908 nucleotides. The record is from the annotation of a GenBank genome assembly. Lineage: Eukaryota; Viridiplantae; Streptophyta; Magnoliopsida; Malpighiales; Linaceae.
AAAUAAGAUGAAAUAUCUAAAUAUCUGAGUUAUGUGUGAAAUCACUAAAUAACACCACAAACUUUUGAAGUGUUAUCGAAAAGAGACGGUACAAUUGGAAGUAUAGAAAAGAUAACGAUAAUUCGAUCCACAUAAAUUUGAUAUAUAGAUGUUGGAAGUUAGUAUAGAAAAGAUAAUUGGUCCACAUAAAUCUGAUAGAUAGAUGUUACAAGUUGAAGUGUAUUUGAUCAAGAAGUUGGAACUUUGAUUAAGUGCAUCUAGUUGAAUCCCAUGGAGCCAAAUUGAUUUGAGCUGACACUUGUGUUCUUUAAAUGUUUGUUUGGAUUUAUUGAAUAAUAUUGUCGAGAAGGGAGGGAAGAGGGGAAUCGCUUAGGGUUUAGCAUUCCUGGAGACCUUUCUCUUAGAUCAAGAGUCGGCUUCCAGGCAAUCUGCUAUGAGUUGCUAGCAGAUUGUUUCAAAUGGCUGAAUGCAUUAAAAUUGGUAGCCAAAGAAAUGGCAAUUACUCGGUGUAUAUGAUAUACUCGGAUUCUGUUUCUCUGUAAUUGGUAGGUUUCUGCGGAGAAACAGAAGAAGACCACAAAGAAACACUGAGCCUGGUGAGUACGGUGGGCUACGAUAUGGCUUUCAUGUUUGCAUACAGCAUGAGGGAGAAAACCCAUGCUCACAGAAACUAUGCAGAUGAUGUCCCUGAAGAAGUCAAGCAGAGAAGACUGACGGAGCUGAUCGAGAUAUUCCGUGAAAGCACAGGCCAGUGCUAUGACUCCCAAAUCGGAAGCAUCCAACUUGUCCUUGUAGAAGGACCCAACAAGAGAGCUCCCGAGACGGAGCUUAUGGGCAAGAGUGACAGAGGCCACCGAGUUUCAUUCGUCACUGUGCCAGUUCCAAACAGGACCGCCGAAGACGCUGCUGAUCAGCAGCAGCAAAGGAAUCCUGUUGUUGGUGACUAUGUCGAAGUUCGGAUCUUGAGAUCCUCACGCGCCUCGCUUUAUGGCGAGGCACUUGCCAUCACUAAGCUGAGCUUGUUUUACAGUAACACGGUGGAGAACGAGGCUGUGGCCUGUGCUGUCUGAUUGUUGUAGCACUUGCAAAGUUAUCAGAACAGGCUUGUUUGCAUUUUGCUUGAUUUCAAGGUUCUAAGAAUAAUUCUGUACACCUCUCAGAAGGAUUUUUGUAAAUGUUAUGUUGAGCUAUAUGGCCAUACUGUUUGUUUAUCACUAGCUGUUUAUGUUCAGAGACUAGACUAGUCUAAUGGAGAUCUGUUUCGGAAGACCCCAGCUUUGGAAAUACUAACUGGGGGCACCUGAUCAUUGUCAGUUUGACCUGUAUGGCGAAUCCUAGAAUAUGACACUGUAUCCUACGUGUAUUUUUUUUCAGACGGACGGAUUUUUGGUCCAAAAACUGGGUAGCCACUAGCCAGGCCAUUGAAUAAUUCCUCAUGCAGAUAGGAUCAUGAGGAAACAGCUAAGCGAGGUGGAAGAGAGAGAGAGAAUGAGAUGGGAAGGUGGCUGAUAAAUAAGAGGUGAUGGUGAUAGUUCUGGGUUUGAUGAAGACAAGUCGAUGUGUGUUUUUGGAUGCGUCUCCACAACUUAUAGCAGUGAAAAGGAAAUGGGCCCAGAGAGCAGAUAGAGAGAAGGGGAAUAGGGUGAGCUGACAAUUCAUCCACCAAAAGGCCCAGUGGGCUUCCUUCACGUGCCCCCCCGCUGCCCUCCCACUCCAACUUUGAGAUGCGUGAGCCCUCAACCGAGUCCUCAUCUGAUCCAAUGUGGUUACAGACUUACAGUUAGGAAUUAGCAAGGGACCGUGAGUGGUUGGUUAAUCCGCGGAUUGAUAUCGAUCUAUAUGUAAAUAAUUCGAAUCCCACAUAGUGGAUGAGUGAUGUGGGUGGUGUAAGAAAAUGGUAUAAGAUCC